Messenger RNA from Vigna unguiculata (cowpea), 1129 nucleotides. Its product is annotated as homeobox protein knotted-1-like 6. Gene Ontology annotation, cellular component: nucleus. Gene Ontology annotation, molecular function: DNA binding; DNA-binding transcription factor activity, RNA polymerase II-specific. The record is from RefSeq and is a predicted model, not a curated record. NCBI's taxonomy places the organism in Eukaryota, Viridiplantae, Streptophyta, Magnoliopsida, Fabales, Fabaceae. Gene Ontology annotation, biological process: regulation of DNA-templated transcription.
CUCUAAAUAUAUAUGCUCAGGCACUGGCUUUGUCACAAGCCAAUGCAUCCAAUUCUCUUAUGAGCUUGGUUUUUCCUUUUGAGAAAUAAAAAGAAAUGGAGAACAGCCUCCACAACUUUUACUAUUCAGCAACUUACUCAGACCAGUCAACAACAAUGGCUCCACCUCCGCCGACUAAGGUUGUCUUUGGAAAGGAAGAGGAUGUUUCAAAAGCACUUCGUAAUAAAGUUGCUUCUCACCCUCUAUUUCCUCACCUCCUCCAUGCCUUCAUCGAUUGCCACAAGGUAGGAGCACCACAAGAUAUUGCAGACCUAUUUGAAGGAAUCAAAGAAGAGCAUAGUGGGUUGUGUCAGAUAUCUGAAUCUAAAUCUUAUCAUGGCUUCUUGGGUGCUGAUCCCGAACUUGAUGAUUUCAUGGGAACGUUUUACGAUUUAUUGGUGAAGUACAAAUCAGAUCUUUCAAGACCCUUUAACGAGGCAACCAUGUUCCUCACGCAUAUGGAAACUCAGCUUCACUCCAUCUGCAACGAUCUUGCAGUCUCAGACAACACUGUUCCUCAACCUGCAGGUGACUUUGGUGGAUCACGUGGGAAAGAUAGUAUGGAGGGGAUUAAGAGAAUUGAAAGCAAGAAGACAAAUGAAGUUGAAGAGCUGAAGGAUAAUCUUCUAAGUAGAUAUAGUGGUUACAUUACUAAUCUGAAGCAUGAAUUUUCCAGAAAGAAGAAGAAAGAAAAGCUACCAAAAGAAGCAAAGAAAAUCUUACUUGCAUGGUGGAAUAUUCACUUUAAAUGGCCAUACCCAACGGAUGCUGAUAAGGUAGCCCUAGCUGAAUGGAGUGGUUUGGAGCAGAAGCAAGUAAAUAAUUGGUUUAUAAACCAAAGGAAACGCCAUUGGAAAGCAUCAGAAGAAAUGCAGGUUGCAAUUUUGGAUGAACUCUAUGGACCCUUGCACGAGUGAGAGUCACAAGGCUGCACCACUAUUUUUGCUUUGUUCACCAUAAAAUUACAGUGUUGGUUGAUCAGAAAAUGUUGAGUUUUGUGCUCAUGAACCACUUCUGCUUUAUUUUGCUUUUCGAACAAGAUGGAAUCAGAACCGGAGUAAUUGUCCUCUUCCUUGAAUCAUACUAUAAU